Messenger RNA from Drosophila takahashii, 5391 nucleotides. It is a transcript of the gene Pp2C1, whose product is annotated as protein phosphatase 2C. Gene Ontology annotation, molecular function: protein serine/threonine phosphatase activity; mitogen-activated protein kinase binding; cation binding. Lineage: Eukaryota; Metazoa; Arthropoda; Insecta; Diptera; Drosophilidae. The record is from RefSeq and is a predicted model, not a curated record. Gene Ontology annotation, biological process: negative regulation of gene expression, epigenetic; peptidyl-threonine dephosphorylation.
CCCACCCACGAGCUAUCGUGGUAUUUCCGCCUACUUUCACAACGGUCACACGCUUUCUAUUUGAUUUUUUUUCAACACAAUUUUUGUUAAACAAUUUACCGUGAAUUUUGUUGUUGUGUGUGUGGAUGUGUACGUGCUAGCAACCAAAAAAGGGAAAGAAAAGGGGAAAAGUGCGCAAGUGCUGGGCGAACAAGCGGAGAAACAACGGCAGAAAAUGCUGGCAAACAACAAAUCAUCAAGGUGAAACCGCGCGCCCUGGCAUUGAGUCUUCUUCGUCUUCGUCGCAACGGGGGCGCAAUCUGCCCCGUGCAAUCCAGAGACCACAGGACCCGUACUCCCCACUCGAAACAAGGGAAAAUUCAUCAGUUUUGGCGGCCAAUUGCAAACACAAAAUACUAAAUACGCUAGAUGGAGCACUCACACACACGGGCACAGUGGCGAACGUAAAUACACAACACAAACAGACACGGGCGUCACGAUAGUCGUCUCGCUUGCUCUGCCUGUGAGCGCCGGGUCGGCCAGAGCGAGACAGAGAGCCAAAUCGCCUUUUCUUGUACUUUAUAUAUAUAUGGUUUUUAUUGUUUUUUUGUGCUGCUCCCGUACGUGUGUGUGAGAGUGCCAAAUGUCAUCGGAAAUUACAACACUGCGUGACUAGGAGGAAGAAGAGGAAGCAGGAGCGGCACCAGCGCAACGGCAACAUAAACAAAAACAAAAGCACAGCGGAGGAGCAACAAAUAACCGAGCGAAGAUGUUGCCCGCCAAUAAUAAUAGGAGUAGCAGCAGCCAUGCGACCACAACCACUACCAAUACCAACAGAUGCCUCAUCAAGUCGGCCAUUGAAAGAACGGUAGUUCGGCUGAAGGAGACGGCCGCCACGUUUAGCGGUACCUUCCAGGAUGCGGAGGCGGAUGAACAGCCGUGCCUGGAAUACGAUAUUAUCAACUACUACGCGGAUAACAAGCAGCAGCAGUUGUCCUCUUCUCGCCACGGCGGCGGCAGCAGCAACAAUAACAAUAACAGUGGGUGCCAUCCAGCACUGGAUGCCAGCAGCAGUAGUGUUGUUGUUGUUGUGGCGCCGGCAGCGGGAAGAGAACAGGAACUGGAAGGGGAGAGGGAAGUUCCCGUCCUGGAAGUAGCAGCGGCAGAGGAGUCGGAGGAAAUGGAGGUGGAUGUGGAGGGGGGAUCACCAGCGAAGCCUUUAAACCCAAAGAAACAGGAACAUCGCUUUCGGGGCGGCGGUGGAGCGGCACAAAGUCGUUUGCGCCGCUCGGCGGCCGUCGUUCCAGCGCGAUCACUUCCAGAGAGCAGUUGUUCCAGCAGCAGUUCCAGCAGCAGCAGCAGCAAUUCCAACUCCAGUUCCAGUGCUUCCACCUCCAAUUCCAACUCCCAUUCCAAUCCCUCCCCGUGCUCCUCCCUGGGCGUCAAUAUGCGCGUAACGGGACAAUGCAGCCAGGGCGGUCGGAAAUACAUGGAAGAUCAGUUCUCGGUGGCCUAUCAAGAGUCGCCGAUCACCCACGAACUGGAAUAUGCAUUUUUCGGCAUAUACGACGGCCACGGCGGCCCCGAAGCCGCCUUCUUCGCCAAGGAACACCUCAUGCUCGAGAUUGUCAAGCGGAAGCAGUUCUGGUCGGAUCGGGAUGAGGAUGUCCUAACGGCCAUACGCGAGGGCUAUAUCGCCACACAUUUCGCCAUGUGGCGGGAGCAAGAAAACUGGCCCCGCACCGCCAAUGGCCACCUGAGCACCGCUGGCACCACCGCCACAGUGGCCUUUAUGCGUCGCGAGAAGAUCUACAUUGGUCAUGUGGGCGAUUCCGGGAUAGUUUUGGGCUACCAGAACAAGGGCGAACGCAACUGGCGGGCACGACCUCUGACCACGGAUCACAAGCCGGAAUCGCUGGCCGAGAAGACGCGAAUCCAGCGAGCCGGCGGCAAUGUGGCCAUCAAGUCGGGAGUUCCGCGAGUGGUAUGGAAUCGACCCAGGGAUCCCAUGCAUCGCGGUCCCAUUCGUCGGAGGACUCUGGUGGACGAUAUACCCUUUCUGGCCGUUGCCCGUUCGCUGGGCGAUCUGUGGAGCUACAAUUCCCGCUUCAAGGAGUUUGUCGUGAGUCCCGAUCCGGAUGUCAAGGUGGUUAAAAUCGAUCCCAGUACCUUUAGAUGCCUAAUCUUCGGCACCGACGGCCUGUGGAACGUGGUGACCGCCCAGGAGGCGGUGGACAGUGUGCGCAAGGAGCAUCUGAUCGGCGAGAUACUCAACGAACAGGACGUUAUGAAUCCCAGCAAGGCGCUGGUGGAUCAGGCCCUCAAGACCUGGGCCGCCAAGAAGAUGCGGGCCGACAAUACGUCCGUUGUGACUGUGAUAUUAUCGCCAGCUGCCCACAAUAAUGCAACCACCACAACGCCGGCGCGUUCGCAAUCGGCGUUGGCACGCGAUACCGACCUGGAGGUGGAACUCCUGCUGGAGGAGGACGACGAGGAGCUGCCGCCGCUGGAUGCGGAGAACAAUUACCCCGACUUUCUGAUCGAGGAGGAUGAAUAUGUGCUGGAACAGCCGUACAGUGCCUUGGCCAAGCGGCAUUUGCCGCCCGAAGCCUUUCGUGAUUUCGAUUACUUUGGCCUGGACGAAGAUGAGCCCGAUGAGGAUGACGAAACGGUGGAGGAGGAGCAUUCGGAGGAGGAGGAGCUGCUCAAGCCGGUUGGUCUCUUGCAGCAGAGUCUGUUUAGUCCGCGCAAAACGUGGCGCAAGUCAACGAUUAACAAUUCCUGGAGUGGCGAAACCGAACCUGAGCCCGAUCCCGAUCCCGAACCAGAUCGAUUGGACAUGUAUUCGCACACCAGCAUCGACAAGUGCGCCAUCUACGCCGACAGCAUAGUGCCGCCCGUUCCGAUAAGUCCAAGUCCAGCGGAAAGGGCUGAGAAUCGAGAGCUCAGCGAACUGGAGCAGCAUUUGGAGAGUAGCUAUAGUUUUGCCGAAUCCUACAAUACCCUUUUGAACGAGCAGGAAGAGCAGGAGGCCCGAUCCCGCUCAGCGGCGGCCGCUGCAGCCGCAGCCGAGCAGCAUUCUUCGCCAUCCGUGGUGGUGGAUCGCAGCAUGUUUGAGAUUAUCCAGGAGCAGCAGCACUACCAGCAACAGGAGGGCUAUUCGCUGACCCAGCUGGAGACCAGGCGCGAAAGGGAGCGUCUGACCGAGGCAUCCACAUCAUCAGCGUCAUCAUCGUGGCCCCAACAGCCGGCGGAGCUGCUCGAACUGGACGCCCUGCUGCAGCAGGAGCGGGCCGAGGAGGAGCAGGUGGCCCUGGAGCAACAGCUGCAGCGCGAGCAGCAAAUGGAGGCCAUCAGCAGUUCGGCGGAGUUUGCCGCCUUCCCAGUGGAAGUGGCCGAUGCUGUUGAGUGGAGUGCAGCGAUAGAGGAAGUGGAGGAGCAGAAGAUAGAAGUAGAAAUGGAACAGGAAAAGGAACAUGUACACGAACAGGAGCUGCAGGACAACGAAGUGAGCUCCACGCUGCCCGCCACACCCACUCUAGUGGAUCCAGAUCCAAAAAAGCUUCAAGUUGAGAUGGAGAAGAAGCCAGGACUCGCUGCCGUUCUGGAAACAGUGGCCGAAAUCCACAAAGAGGAUGCCCACACUGUGCACUAUCUAUUUGAGCAGAUCCAGAAGCUGCAGGAAACCGAAAUCGCCGCUGAAUCGCCGAAUCACCAACCGAGUGGCGAGUCCAUGUCCGCCCCGCGAAUCCGCCAAAUGCGACGCUAUCGCAAUGUACCCAACGAGAAUCACCAGCACAUGCAGACGCGUCGUCGCCAGAUGUUCAGGCACGGCAAACCCAAGUCCCUGGUGGCCUAUGGCGAUGGCAGUGGAACAGUGGCAGCCGGAUCAUCUGGGAAUCCGGCAGAGAAUCGAGUGGGCGGCGGUGGAUCAGCGAGCAGCGGUAGCAAUUCCGCUACAGCCGCCACUCGACGACGCAGCGUGGCCAGUUCGAGCGGUGGCAAUGUGCCCGGCAGCAGCAGCUCCAUGAUGAUGACCCGACGCAGCCACAGCUUGACAGCCAGCGGUGGCGUGAGCAAGAGGCAGCUGCGCAGCAGUCUCUGCAGUUUGGGCCUGCAACUCGGUUUGGAUAUGACCAAGCGAACGCUGAGGACGCGAAAUGUUCCGGUUUCAGCGGGCAGCGGAGGAGCAGCCACUCCCGUUGGCAACUCAUCUACGUCAGCCGGUGGAGGCAGUUCUCCCGGCGGUUUUGCCAGUCCAAACAAUCCAGUCAGCACGCCGAGGGGAAAUGGAGCGGGUCGCCUGAAGCGCAGUCACGAGGAUCGCGAGCAGCGGAGGAGCCUGCGACGCAGCACUCUGAGUGCCGCGGCCAGCGGAAGUGGCGGUGGAGGAUCCUCCUCCUCCUCCAACUCGAAACCCAAUCGCCUGCAGGCCUGCAAUGGAGGAGCCAUUUCCGCGCGACCGCCACCUUCGCCCAAGAAGCUGAAUGCAGCGGUACCCACGCUGGCCAUUGGAACGCGGGCUUAUACCGCUGCUCUGGCGGCGGCGGCGGAUCACCUGAACAAGCGGUGGUCGCUGAGGAGCAGCAGCGGCAACUCCGGCGGCAACCUGAUAACAGCCAUUAGUUGCUAUAGUGCCAGGAGCAGGGCGGCGGCAGCGGGAGGAGGAGCAGCCCCAGGAUCUGCAGCAGGAUCACCAGGACCAGCAUCUUUAACCGCAUCCCCGGUGGCCACGCGAAGGCGUUAGAAUAACAAAAAAAAAAUAAAACCCAAAAUCAAGCGGGGCGAGCAACUUGCAAGUACAAAUCCCAAGCAACGGAAAACCUAAAAUCCUAGUUCUACUUUAUCCAAAAUGCUAAAUUGUGUAAUCUAACAGAUUUUUUUAUGUGCACAACACACACACGCAGACAUCGGAUAUAUCGUUUUAUUGUAUAUAGAAGAAGCUAUAUAAACCACAUAAUAUACACACAUAUAUAAAUAUAUUUAUACCUAAGCCUAAACAAUAAAACAAAUUCAUAGUGUAGCUAUAAAUCGCAGUUAGUAUAUAGUAGAGAUAUAUAUAUAUAUUUUUUGUAUUGCCUGCAGUAAGCAGUUCUCCAACAUCCGACAGUUUUCCUCAAUAUAAAUGCCCUUUUUCUAAUUAAAUCGAUUGUGAGUUUAGGAACCACACAACACAACAUCGGAAAGUAUUUAUGGUUUAUAUUUUUUACGCUAAGUUGACUAAGCUAGCUCAUAAGUUAAGUUAACACGAGAGAUGCUAAUUACUUUAAUCACUUACCCUUCUUUUUUUUGUGCUUCGUUUGUAAGACGUUUACUACUUGCGUUUGCGUAUUAAUUUCAUGUCAUCGCGCUCACGUGCAUUAAGCAUUGUCAUUAUCCAAUGAAAUACAUAUGAUAUUUUUGCAUAAUUAA